AUGGGUGGCGGAGAUUUGCGGUCAUUCUUAAGAGAAGCUCGUCCAACUCAGGAUGAUUUGAAUCCUUACGAUUUGCGUAUUCUGAACCUGAUCGAAAUAGCAUUAGACAUAGCUAGAGGAUGUCAAGAGCUGAAUCGUCAAAAGUAUAUUCAUCGAGAUCUAGCGGCACGAAAUUGUCUGCUCACGGAGAAGGGUCCAAAUAGAAGAGUUAAGAUUGGCGAUUUCGGCAUGGCAAGGGACAUCUAUGAGAAUAAUUACUAUCGCAAAGGUGGUCGCGCCAAGCUACCGGUGAGGUGGAUGCCUCCAGAGGCCUUUCUUGAUGGGCUAUUUACAACACAAACCGAUGUUUGGUCAUUUGGUUCGUUGUAA
Messenger RNA from Ostertagia ostertagi, 369 nucleotides. The record is from the annotation of a GenBank genome assembly. Lineage: Eukaryota; Metazoa; Nematoda; Chromadorea; Rhabditida; Trichostrongylidae.